AUGGAGGGAGGUAAUCGGACAUUUAAAGUUGAUUUCACUAGCGAAGGAGUUUCGAAGCUUCGUGAUGUUGUCAAGGAGAAGCUCAAGGAGUUCAUGGGCGAUUACACGGACGAUACUCUCGUGGAAUAUGUGAUAGUGUUGCUGAAAAAUGGUAGAUCUAAAGAUGAAGCAAAGAGCGAGUUGAAUGUUUUUUUGGGUGAUGACAGCGACUCUUUUGUUUCCUGGCUUUGGGAUCAUUUAGGAUCUAAUGUAAGUCUUUAUGUACAACCGCAAGAAUUUCAAACAGAUGGAGUGCCCAAAACAAAGCUGGUAACAAGAGAUGAGACUGGAAAAACUGAGGCUCGUAAGAUUGAAUCUAUAGCUGAGACCCCGAAUUCUGUUAAAUCACAUGGAUACCAUAACAAUCUUCCAUCCAAAGGUUUAGUGAGGGGUAGGAAUGACAAUGAAGUCCUCUUUCCUCAAAACAGUGUUGACGGCAAUGAAUUUUCCAAUCAUGAACCUAAUCAGAGAGUUUGGCGAACAAAGCCAUUUCUUUCACCUCGGCCUACAAUUCAAAAGAAGAGAAGGCGAACUGAGGAACAACGGCCUAGACAGAGGGAAGUUUCCCAGUCAACUGCUGGUGCUGCAAGACGACUAUUGCAGUUUGCUGUACGCGAAGCCGUUGGUAACUCUAGGCCUUCCAAUGCAGAAGAUUCUUCACGCAAGCGCCUGAGGUCUGUGGUUUCUACAUCAACAGGGGACUUAUUGCAGGAAGAACGCCGUCAGAGAAUUCCGCGUACUUCCAUGUCCGUGGCCAUUAAAGCUGCAGCAGAGGCAGUUGAGGAUGUGAACAAAACCGUGCAUUUACAUAGUGUGUUUGCUAGGCUUGGUCACCAAGAAAAUGAAUUUGCUGGUGUUGUGAGUGAUGCAACAGAAAAUUUUAACUCGGUUUAUCAUCCGCAAAAUGAUGGCAACACACUGCUAGGACACAUCUCGCCUUUUCAUGAAACUAUAUUGGAUUCUGUUUUGGGAGAUGAUGGGGAUGGUUAUGAUGAUAUUGGUGAGAGGGAACCAGAUGCCAUGGGUUUAACUUCGGUAGGCGAAUCUGGUAGAAAGUGGAUAGAUAACUCCCUAGCAUAUGAGUAUGCUUCUGAACAAAUUGAAGAUUUGGGUCGACCCGCAACAAGGCACAAUGCGUCCCGUAGAAUUGCUUCAUAUGUAGGGAUGAAUACCAGGAAAGCCCAAUAUCAGGAGGAAAGGGUGGUGUAUGAGAUGGAUAAUUACAAACAAGCACUAGAUAGUACUGUGGCUACUAAAUCUGAAGUUAGGUUGACAAAGGAGAACAGCAAUCCUACUAUAGCUUCUAAUGGAAAUGCAAAACCUGAUAUGAUCCAACAACCACCUGAAAAGACCUACGCACCAACUGAUUUACAGAAUACUGGUCCACCAACUGAUGAUGCUGAUUCUCGGACAAUCUUUGUUAGCAAUGUUCAUUUUGCUGCCACUAAGGAUAGCCUUUCAGGAAACUUCAACAAGUUUGGAGAAAUCUUGAAAGUGAUCAUUUUAACUGAUCCGGCUACUGGACAGCCAAAAGGGUCAGCCUAUGUUGAGUUCAUGAGGAAAGAAGCUGCGGAGCUUGCCUUAUCUCUAGAUGGCACUUCCUUCAUGUCUCGCCUUCUCAAGAUUGUUAGGAAAAGCUCUGCUCAACCAGAAGCUUCAUCAAUUGCAACAUGGCCACGUGUCACUCGAGCGUCUCCUUUUACUACUCCCAGAAUUUUCAGAGCUCCUUUUCAUAGAAGCAUGCCCAGCAUAUACAGGCCACGUGUACCCAUGAUUACAAGGAGCUUCCAGUGGAAGCGUGCGGCCGACUCGAGUGCCAGCGAGACUUCAGCUAGCACCAAUUUUCCGGCACCAGCUGUUCGUGGUCUCACAUACGUAAGAACAGAGACCAAAGUGAAUGGAAGUUCUGGCACAACUUAG
Molecule: messenger RNA, 1959 nt
Organism: Striga hermonthica
Lineage: Eukaryota; Viridiplantae; Streptophyta; Magnoliopsida; Lamiales; Orobanchaceae
Source: the annotation of a GenBank genome assembly